GCUUAUCACUAGGGGCGAAGAAGAAGGAGAGGUGAUUAGACAUUGUAAAGUAAGAGGCCCUUAAAAAUAUUUUGGGUUUAUCAUUAGUCAAUGCAAAAGAAGCUUUUUUCAGUAACAACGAAUACUUCACAUUAAAGUAUUUUGUAUACGAACGUUCAAACCAAAGUUAGGUUGAACAGAAAAUAGAGAAACAACAGCAGUGAAGUAGUAUAGAGGAAAAUGUUAAGACUGAAAACACAAUUAUCCAGAUCACUUCACAAUUAACAGGAAUGCAUAGGGUUCUUUUGUCAAGAUGUAGUGUUGAAUGUGCGACAUCUAGUCGCUUCCUUGCCACUUAUACUUCCAACCAGGUCACGGGUAAAACAAACCUGUAUGACAUUUUAGGAGUAAAAGCAAAGGCAACUCAAGCUGAAAUUAAAUCAGCAUACUACAAAUUAUCAAUGGAAUUUCAUCCUGAUAAAAUCAAAGAAAAUAUGGAUGGGGGAAUGAGAUUUCGAGAGAUUACAGAAGCUUAUGAAAUUUUAGGGAAUUAUUCUUCUAGGAAAAGAUAUGAUCGAGGGUUACUAAAUCCUGGUAGUUUUGAACCUCAUUAUAAUCAACCUAGUUAUGAAACAGAAGUUGAUGAAGGUGAUUACACAAAGUUUUACAGAAGCAGGAAUCAAAGAUCAAAACCUCCUCCCCCAAGAGGUCAUACACCAAUUUAUAAUUUUGAUGAGUUUUACCGGAUGCAUUAUAGUGACUCUUUACGCAGAGAUCAAGAAAAUUUAAAAUAUUAUUAUGAACGCUCGAAGUAUAGAUCGAUAAUGAGACAGAAGCAAAAGACUGAAAAUGUUUUUUUGUUAUUAAUAUUUGUUUUUGGUAUUCUAUUAGGACAGAGUUAUGUAUCUAAUUAUGAUAAGCCUGAAUUAUCUGUUAAGAUAUCGUGUGAUACAAAUGUUGAAUCAAAAAAUAAAGUUUAAGAUUUAUAGAACAAAUAAUUCAUGAUGAAUUGACAUCCUCAAGGCAUAAAGAGUAAAAUUAUAAAUCUGUUUUGAUAACUUGAAAUCAUAUGUACUCAAGUUACAUGCAAUUACAGUUCUAAUUAUCCAGAGUAACAUAUUUUGUUUCAGUCUCAUGGUUAUAGAAGGACAUAUAAAUGAUCCUUUUUUC
Limulus polyphemus (Atlantic horseshoe crab) is the source of this 1149-nucleotide messenger RNA. Its product is annotated as dnaJ homolog subfamily C member 30-like. The transcript is spliced from 2 exons. The record is from RefSeq and is a predicted model, not a curated record. NCBI's taxonomy places the organism in Eukaryota, Metazoa, Arthropoda, Merostomata, Xiphosura, Limulidae. The coding region runs from base 270 to 959 and encodes 229 amino acids.